AUGAUUCCAAUCAAGGCUGCUGCUCUAGCUAUACUUUUCGCCAGCCCAGUGCUUUCCGGACCAGUUCAAUCCAGACAAGCCUCUGAGAGCAUUGAUGCCGUUUUCAAGGCUCACGAGAAAAAAUAUCUGGGAAGUAUUGGUGACCAGUACACCUUCGACAAGAACGCAAAGACCCCGGCAAUCAUCAAGGCCAACUUCGGUCAACUGACUCCGGAGAAUAGUAUGAAGUGGGAUGCUACUGAGCCAACUCAAGGGAAGUUCACCUUCACAGGGUCGGACUAUCUGGUUGACUUUGCCCAGUCAAAUGAGAAACUGAUCCGUGGCCAUACUCUCGUGUGGCACUCCCAGCUCCCAGAUUGGGUCACUUCUAUCUCAGACAAAACGACCCUAAUCGAUGUCAUGAAGAAUCACAUUACCACGAUGGUGACCCGUUACAAGGGCAAAAUAUACGCCUGGGACGUUGUGAAUGAAAUUUUCAACGAGGAUGGUUCCCUUCGUGAUAGUGUCUUCUACAAAGUUAUCGGUGAGGACUAUGUGCGGAUCGCUUUCGAAACAGCCCGUGCUGCAGACCCAAGUGCAAAGCUCUAUAUCAAUGACUAUAACUUGGAUUCUGCCUCUUAUCCCAAAGUGAGCGGUAUGGUUACCCAUGUCAAGAAAUGGAUUGCUGCUGGUGUCCCAAUCGACGGAAUCGGCUCUCAAACCCACUUAAGUGCCGGUGGCGCUCUUGAUGCUCUUGCCAGUGCAGGAACGGAAGAGAUCGCUGUCACUGAGCUUGAUAUUGCUGGCGCCAGCUCUACUGACUACGUCGAUGUUGCCAAUGCUUGUCUGAACCAGCCAAAGUGUAUCGGAAUCACAGUUUGGGGAGUUGCUGACCCAGAUUCGUGGCGCUCUGAGUCGAGCCCAUUACUUUUUGACGGGAACUACAGCCCAAAGCCUGCAUAUAACGCUAUCGCAGCCCUCUAG
Molecule: messenger RNA, 963 nt
Organism: Penicillium concentricum
Lineage: Eukaryota; Fungi; Ascomycota; Eurotiomycetes; Eurotiales; Aspergillaceae
Product: endo-1,4-beta-xylanase
Exons: 10
Coding region: 1-963 (320 amino acids)
Biological process (GO): carbohydrate metabolic process
Molecular function (GO): hydrolase activity, hydrolyzing O-glycosyl compounds
Source: RefSeq, a predicted model, not a curated record